AUGGGCGACUCAAUUACUGAGGGAACAAUUGUUGAAUGGACCGCUCAGGUUGGCCAAAUGGUGAAAGAAGGCGAUGUCGUGGCGCUAAUAGAAACAGACAAGGUUACUGUUGAUAUCAAGGCCGAAAUUGACGGUGUAUUGACGCAGUGUUUUGGGGAACUCGAGGAGACGGUAGAAGUUGGAGCUAAUUUGUACGAGUUGGAUACAGAAGCAGAGGCUACCGCUGUUGCUUCAGAGGGUUCUGCUGAACCAGCUGCAGCUGAACCAGCACCUGCACCACCCGCUAAGGCCGCUCCAGCUAGUGAUGCACCAGUGGCAGCAAAGAAGGCUCCCAGUAGUACUAGAGUGCCAUCCAUUCAAUUUCUUGGAAAGGACGGCUGGGCACAAAAACUGAGUGGUGCGGAUGCCGCAGUCGUGUAUUUACCCAAAAACUAUGGACGACCAGUAUUCUCCGAGGCUGAAAUGGAAGCGCUAGCAACGGGUGGUGCAAAUAUUGCCCCACAAGUCAAGGACUACUCGCAUGGUGCACUUUUUGGGUAA
Molecule: messenger RNA, 540 nt
Organism: Cylindrotheca closterium
Lineage: Eukaryota; Bacillariophyta; Bacillariophyceae; Bacillariales; Bacillariaceae
Source: the annotation of a GenBank genome assembly